AUGGGUUGCCAGAAGAGCAAGGCCGCUGCUCCCGUUGCCGCGGAGAAGGCCCCCAUUGCCGUGACGGAGGUGGCUGCCGAGUCGAAAGCUUCCACCGAGGCGCCCACUGCCGAGCCAGCAGCCUCCCAGGAAGUCUCCCCAACAGCGCAGGACAAGACGGAGGAGCCUACGGAGGUUCCCGCGCUUCCCGCUGAGGCCAAGGCAGCGGAUCCCGUGCUGCCUGCAGUGGAGGAGACCAAGGAGGAGGUGAAGGAUGCAGCAAAGGAGGAGCCACCACAGGAAGCAGUGGUGGCAGCAGCGGCCGUCGUGGCAGAAGAGGUGAAAGAGGAGAUCGCAGAGGCCGCACAGCAAGAGGUGCCCACAAAAGAGGAGGUAAAGGACUUGACGGAGCAAGCAACAGCACAGCUACAGGGAUUCAAGACAGAGGUCUCUGAUGCUCCUAAGGUCUUGGAUGCAGCCCUGACGGGCGAGGAAAGCAAGACACCAAGGUGCAAUCUCUUCAGCUCUUGCAUGUAA
Symbiodinium pilosum is the source of this 516-nucleotide messenger RNA. The record is from the annotation of a GenBank genome assembly. NCBI's taxonomy places the organism in Eukaryota, Dinophyceae, Suessiales, Symbiodiniaceae.